AUAAUAUUGGCCAGGGGACUCUUUAACUCAGCCUUCAUUUCCUAUCUCUGUCUGAUAAACUUUGUUCUUGCACUCGAGAGACCUUUCUCCGUAACUGAACUCGUUUUGCAUAUCCCCUCUGGUUUUCUGGUGUUUUUCCUUGGAUUAUAAGUUGGAGGCAGCAUCCUUGACACGGUAGAAACCCAUCACUUACACCGCAUUCUCAUCUUCUUCUCUCAUACCGCCUCUUCGUCAUGUCUGUUAUGGGAGAUCACAGCUCUUCGGAGCUCACCAUGACCGUUCUCGGUUGCGGAACCAUGGGUAUCGCCAUCCUCAACGGCAUCUUCACUUCCCUCCUGGAAAUGCAGGCUCCCAAGCCUCUUCAGACCCUCCACACCCCCUCGGCGUCAGGCACAUCCACCCCCUUGGGCGACGAGGUCCCCCACCGUCUGCCCUCCCGCUUCAUCGCCUGCGUCCGCCGCUCCGACAGCGCCAAAAAGGUGAAGAAGGCCUUGUGGGAGCACUCCUCCAUCCUCAAAGUCGUCCAAAACGACAACGUCAACUCCGUCGCCCAAUCCGACGUCGUCAUCCUCGCCUGCAAGCCCUACAUGGUCAAGGACGUCCUCAGCGAACCGGGCAUGACCCGCGCCCUGCACGGCAAGCUCCUCAUCAGCAUCUGCGCCGGCCUCACAGAGGAGCACCUCGAAGAGAUCCUCCACGGCGCCGUCCCGACAAAGGACCCCGAGGAAGACGGCCGCUGCCGCAUCAUCCGCGCCCUCCCCAACACCGCCUCCCUCAUCCGCGAGAGCAUGACCGUCAUCGGCGCGCCGACCUACCCCUUGCCCCGCGAGGCCGCCAACCUCGUCACCUGGAUCUUCAAGCGUAUCGGCGACGUCGUCUACCUGCCCGCCGAGAACAUGGACGUCAGCACCGCCCUCUGCGGUUCCGGCCCGGCCUUUUUCUCGUUGGUUCUCGAGGCCGCCAUCGACGGCGCCGUCGCCAUGGGUCUGCCCCGCGCCGAGGCCACGAGGAUGGCGGCGCAGACUAUGAAGGGCGCCGCGGGCUUGGUCCAGAACGGUGACCACCCUGCUCUCCUUCGCGACAAGGUCACUACGCCUGGCGGAUGCACUAUCGGUGGUUUGUUGGUGCUCGAGGAGGGUCGUGUCAGGGGUACCGUCUCGCGUGCCGUGCGUGAGGCUACUGUUGUUGCUGGCCAGCAGGGCCAGGGCAUCCAGGGAGUGAAUGGCACUCGUUUCGUUUCGCAGUCGGGAUACCCUCAGUUCUGAGAUGGUUAGAUAUGGUGAUGGAUUUCUGCGCAAAAGUACAUAAUGUACAAUCGUCAUGAAUAAUGAAUAAAUAUUUGUUAUCUAUCUCAAUCUAUGCAGCCAACGUCGCG
Molecule: messenger RNA, 1375 nt
Organism: Colletotrichum phormii
Lineage: Eukaryota; Fungi; Ascomycota; Sordariomycetes; Glomerellales; Glomerellaceae
Product: pyrroline-5-carboxylate reductase
Exons: 2
Coding region: 234-1265 (343 amino acids)
Biological process (GO): L-proline biosynthetic process
Molecular function (GO): pyrroline-5-carboxylate reductase activity
Source: RefSeq, a predicted model, not a curated record